Molecule: messenger RNA, 3470 nt
Organism: Lotus japonicus
Lineage: Eukaryota; Viridiplantae; Streptophyta; Magnoliopsida; Fabales; Fabaceae
Product: triacylglycerol lipase SDP1-like
Exons: 3
Coding region: 584-3139 (851 amino acids)
Biological process (GO): lipid metabolic process
Molecular function (GO): triacylglycerol lipase activity
Source: RefSeq, a predicted model, not a curated record
CUCCAUUUCCAAUUCCAAUGGUAUGGUGCAGUUUCUGAUAUGUUCCAUAACGACCAUAACUCUCACCUCCCAGAUCCCAAUGCCCCCAUCCUUUCAUUUUCAUUUCUGAGUAUAUUUUAUUCAACUUUCCUAGCUAAACCAACCCAAAUCUCAUUCAUCCAUCUCUUAUUGGAAACAGGGGAUUUUUCAGCUCUGAUUGUCUGUUUUUCCUUCUGAUUCCUUCAAUAAUUCAACCUUGCCUAACCAAAUCAUCAUUAAAUUCAAAGAAUUUACAUUAUGCAUGAUCAGAAGCCCUGUUCAUACUUUACAUGCACUUAAUUGUUUUCAUUUAGAUUUAAUCUGCAACUUUUCUUGACAUUAUUCAUCUUUCUCCAAUUCCUUGUCUUACCCAUUAUUGAUUUAUGAUCAUUGCAUGAGAUCCCAGUAUAAAGCCUAUUCCUUUAUAUGCUUUUUGUCCUUAAUUUUACUUACCAGACAUGCCCAUUUGCCAAAAGCCUUGCCUUUUUCCAAUUUCAUGAUCCCUUUAGGGUUUUAACUUCAUAGAGAGGAAAACAACAAUAGAGUUUUAGGUUUUGGUCUAGGGAUGGAUGAUAUAACUAAUGAGGCUAGUGUGGACCUUUUUCCAAUUGGCCCUUCAGGCAUUCUUGGCAGGACAAUUGCCUUCAGGGUCCUUUUCUGCAAGUCAAUCUCGCAUUUGAGGUAUCGGAUAUUCGUCGCGUUGUUCGAUGUCUAUAAUAGGUUUAGGGGAUUUUGGGCGCCCGUUGUGUCGUGGUUGCAUCCGAGAAACCCGCAGGGGAUAUUAGCGAUGAUGACAAUUGUUGCUUUCGUGUUGAAGCGCCACACCAAUGUGAAGGUGAGGGCGGAGAUGGCUUAUAGGAGGAAAUUCUGGAGAAACAUGAUGGGCUCCGCGUUGACGUACGAGGAGUGGGCUCACGCGGCUAAGAUGCUCGAUAGAGAGACGUUGAAGAUGAAUAAUGAAUCACACCUUUAUGAUGUGGAACUUGUGAGGAACAAGCUCGAAGAGCUACGCCACCGCAGGCAAGAGGGAUGUCUUAGGGAUAUAAUAUUUUGUAUGCGAGCUGAUCUUGUUAGAAAUCUAGGUAACAUGUGUAACCCUGAGCUACACAAGGAUAGGCUUCAGGUGCCCAGGCUCAUCAAAGAGUAUAUUGAUGAAGUAUCAACUCAGUUGAGAAUGGUCUGUGAUUCUGAUUCAGAUGAGCUUGCACUGGAAGAGAGGCUUACUUUUAUGCUUGAAACUAGACAUGCAUUUGGGAGAACUGCUUUGCUGUUAAGUGGGGGUGCUUCGCUUGGAGCUUUUCACGUCGGUGUGGUUCAAACAUUGGUAGAACAUAAACUCAUGCCUAGGAUAAUUGCUGGUUCGAGUGUAGGAUCCAUUAUGUGCUCUGUGGUAGCCACCAGGGCUUGGCCCGAGCUUCAAAGCUUUUUUGAGGAUUCAUUGCACUCAUUACAGUUCUUUGAUCAAAUGGGUGGGCUUUAUGCGGUUGUGAAGAGGGUCACAACAUUUGGUGCAGUUCACGAAAUUAGACAGUUGCAAAUGAUGUUAAGGAAUCUAACAAGUAAUCUUACAUUUCAAGAGGCUUAUGACAUGACAGGUCGAAUUCUUGGGAUUACUGUCUGCUCUCCGAGAAAGCAUGAACCGCCUAGAUGUCUUAACUACUUGACUUCACCCCAUGUUGUUAUAUGGAGUGCUGUCACAGCUUCUUGUGCCUUUCCUGGCCUUUUUGAGGCUCAGGAAUUGAUGGCAAAGGAUAGAAGUGGAGAGAUUGUUCCUUACCAUCCUCCAUUUAAUUUGGGCCCUGAAGAGGGUUCCACACCGGUGCGCCGUUGGAGGGAUGGUAGCUUGGAAAUUGAUUUACCUAUGAUGCAGUUGAAGGAGCUGUUCAAUGUCAAUCAUUUUAUUGUUAGUCAGGCCAAUCCUCAUAUUGCACCAUUAUUGAGAUUGAAAGGAUUCGUACGAGCUUAUGGAGGCACUUUUGCAGCCAAGCUUGCUCAUCUUGUAGAGAUGGAGGUGAAACAUAGGUGUAAUCAAAUACUGGAACUUGGCUUUCCAUUAGGUGGGCUUGCUAAGCUGUUUGCUCAAGACUGGGAGGGUGAUGUAACAGUUGUUAUGCCUGCAACUCUUGCUCAGUACUCGAAAAUUAUACAGAACCCUUCUUAUGGAGAGCUUCAAAAGGCAGCUAACCAAGGGAGAAGAUGCACCUGGGAGAAGCUUUCAGCUAUAAAAGCAUAUUGUGGAAUUGAGCUUGUUCUUGAUGAGUGUGUUGCAGUUCUCAAUCAUAUGAGAAGACUCAAAAAGAGUGCUGACAGAGCUGCUGCUGCUUCUCAAGGUCUUCCCAGUAGUGUCAAAUUCAGUGCAGGAAGAAGAAUUCCAUCGUGGAAUGUCAUCGCGCGAGAGAAUUCUACAAGCUCCCUUGAAGAAGAUUUCAUUGCAGAUGCUGUUUCCUCAUUCCAUCAAGGCGCUAAUAGUUCCAACGGGGCCGGCGGUAGUAUAAAUUGGAAGUCCCACCGCAGCGGCACACAUGAUGCAAGUGAUAGUGAAUCUGAAAGUGCUGACUUAAAUUCUUGGACCAGAUCUGGUGGUCCUUUGAUGAGAACUACUUCCGCAGAUAUGUUCCGUGACUUUGUCCGAAACUUAGAAGUUGACCCUAAAAUAAAUAGUCAUGCUAGCUUUCAUGAUUUUCAGUAUCACAAUCACAGCCCGAGGCUCGCAACACCAGAUAGGAGCUCAGAGACCUCAGAAUCUGAUCAGAAAGAAAAUGUCAACAGACUUGUUGCCAUGAAUGGAUCUAGCAUAAUGGUAACUGAAGGUUGUCUUUUACAGCCUGAAAGAAUCCAUAAUGGGAUUGUGUUUAAUGUUGUCAGGAAAGAAGGCUUGUCACCUUCAAAUAGGAGUCAUGAUUCUGAUAGUUAUCACAAUGAAAUUGCUGAAUGUGUCCAAAUUGACUGUCCAGAGAAGGAGAUGGAUGCUGCUAGCUCAGCUUCCGAAAAUGCAGAUGAUGAUUCCGCAACCGAAACCACACCAGCUAGGUCCCUAACUGAAACACCAGAAUAUAAUCCCUCAGAUAUUUCCAGUGUAGACUUGGGUAAAGAUCAGAGCAUUGAUGACAGUAAAAACUGAAAUUAUCACAGUUAAAAUAAUGAUAAAAAUUACAUGCACAUAUCAUAAAUUGUGAGCUGAUCAAAUACGUUAGUGGUAUGAACUUGCAAAGGAUGACUGUAUUCUUUCUACUAUGGGAAUCAAUAUAGCCAAAUGUCUGGGAUACAUAGAAACACAAGGAAGAAAUAGAGGUUUCUUAGUUCUUAUACCUUGCAUUACCAAAUUGAAGUUUGUAGUCACCACCACUUAUGCAGAUGAAUGGAAUCUUGCACUCUUCAUUGUAUGUAACUAGUGCUAGUGUAGUGCCCGUGUGAUGCACAAGGAGAUGUUCUAUGUGAUUUUAUUAAUACUA